Molecule: messenger RNA, 1808 nt
Organism: Trifolium pratense (red clover)
Lineage: Eukaryota; Viridiplantae; Streptophyta; Magnoliopsida; Fabales; Fabaceae
Product: homoserine kinase-like
Exons: 3
Coding region: 155-1303 (382 amino acids)
Biological process (GO): L-threonine metabolic process
Molecular function (GO): ATP binding; homoserine kinase activity
Source: RefSeq, a predicted model, not a curated record
GAAAUCUUUAUCCACUAUGCUAGUUAACUAAGUUGAUAGGAAUAUCCCAUUAUACUGGAUUCGAACUCGAGACAUAGAAGGUGUUCUCAACCAAAUCACUGUUCAUCGUCACUCUCUUGUGUAAUCCAACGAUUGAGAGAGUUCACUCGCUGCAAUGGCCGCUGCUGCAAAAGCAUGGUUCUCCAACUCUCCUGCUUCACUCAAUUCCAAAGGACCACCCGCCUGCCCCACCCAAAAUAGAGCAGCAGCAACUUUUACAAUCAGAUGCAAUGCUCAGAAGCCUGUCACACUUACUUUUACAAAAACCGAACAUGAGCCACAGGCGAUCUAUUCAUCAGUCAAGACAUUUGCUCCGGCCACCGUCGCCAAUCUAGGACCCGGCUUCGAUUUUCUUGGUUGUGCUGUCGAUGGUAUUGGUGACACUGUCUCGCUCAAGGUGGACCCUGAUGUUCACCCUGGCCAGAUAUGUAUCUCAGAUAUUUCAGGUCAAACCCCUAACAUCCACAAGCUCAGCAAAAACCCUCUUUGGAAUUGUGCCGGUAUUGCUGCCAUCGAAGCCAUGAAAAUGCUUGGCAUUCGAUCUGUUGGUCUUUCGCUUUCCCUCGAGAAGGGUUUACCUUUAGGAAGUGGAUUGGGAUCCAGUGCAGCUAGUGCAGCUGCAGCUGCUGUUGCUGUCAAUGAAAUAUUUGGGAAGAGAUUGGGCUAUGAUGAGCUUGUUCAUGCGUGCUUGAAAUCGGAGGAAAAGGUAUCUGGUUACCACGCGGACAAUGUUGCGCCGUCGAUCAUGGGGGGUUUUGUUCUUAUUCGCAAUUACAAGCCGUUGGAAUUGGUGCGGUUGAAGUUCCCUUCCGAAAAAGAGCUCUAUUUUGUACUGGUCACACCUGAAUUCGAAGCUCCGACAAAGAAGAUGAGAGCUGCACUGCCUUUGGAGAUAGAGAUGUCACACCAUGUGUGGAAUUGUAGCCAGGCUGGUGCGCUUGUGGCGGGAGUGUUGCAAGGGGAUUUGUUGAUGUUGGGGAAAGCAUUGUCGUCCGAUAAGAUUGUGGAACCCACGCGUGCACCGUUGAUUCCUGGAAUGGAUGCUGUCAAGAAGGCUGCCAUUGAAGCUGGAGCUUUUGGGUGCACCAUCAGUGGUGCUGGACCUACUGCUGUUGCUAUCACGGAUGAUGAGCAAAAGGGACACCUCAUUGGCCAACAAAUGGUUCAAGCUUUUCAAAAAGAAGGAAACUUGAAUGCUGCUGCUAAUGUCAAGCAGCUCGAUCGCCUUGGUGCUAGGCUUAUUAGUAGCGUUCUUUCAAAUUGAUUUGAUUUCAUUGUAGCUACUUAGCUGGUAGAUAGUGACUUGUAGAUUCCCAAAAAUUGGAUUUCUCUAAGGUUGUCGCACUGUAAGCGCUGACUUGUCAUGUGUAUCUGAUUAAAGAAGAAGCAUUGUGGUGGUGAGUUCUGAAUAAAAAGAGAAACAUUCAAACCAAGCUGGGAGCUGUUAGAAACAAAUUUGAUAGAUAGAUGAAUAAUAAUUAUGAAAGACCUUCAUUAGGUCAAUGCUGUGGCGGACUCAAAGGCAUGUUUUAGGGAACAUUUUCAUUGCUCUUUGUUUCCCCUCCCUGAUCUUGCUUUAGUACUUUAGAUAGCUCUAGAAGAAGUCUUUUAUAGUCUUUCUUUUAUUUGGCUAUGUUAGUUUUGCUUUUGAUCGGUAUGUAAAAUUGUUUUUCAGUCUACUUACCAUUUGAAUGCCAAUGUAAAAUUUAAGAAAAUGUGUGGAGGCUCACAUCACGAAUGAAUUUUAAUUUGAAAGUUUGCUUAUUUCA